Gasterosteus aculeatus aculeatus (three-spined stickleback) is the source of this 6543-nucleotide messenger RNA. It is a transcript of the gene atp7a, whose product is annotated as ATPase copper transporting alpha. Gene Ontology annotation, molecular function: ATPase-coupled monoatomic cation transmembrane transporter activity; ATP binding; copper ion binding. The record is from RefSeq and is a predicted model, not a curated record. Gene Ontology annotation, cellular component: membrane. Lineage: Eukaryota; Metazoa; Chordata; Actinopteri; Perciformes; Gasterosteidae. Gene Ontology annotation, biological process: monoatomic cation transport.
GCCGGCGCGCACGUCAGUCACGUCGGCACAAGACGAAGAAAGAAAGAACAGCUUCACAGGCCACUUCUUUUGAUAACACGGGAAGGAAACGAUAACCACAAUACGGUUUGUUGAUCCUCGCAGGCAGGACGAUGCCCCGGCGUUCCCGUCAAACGUAGUUUGAAGAGAAGAAGCCUGCUAGCUAGCUUAGCUACGCGGUGUGACAGCCUAACGUCGGGUCAUUAGCCUGUAGCUAACUGCUUUGUAAGAGAUAUCAAUCAUGACACAAAAAGUCAACCUGAGUUCGGUUUCUCUGGGUGUGGUGGGAAUGACCUGUGGCUCGUGUGUCCAGUCCAUCGAGCAGCGCAUCGGGUCGCUCCCUGGAGUGAUGCAUAUAAAGGUGUCUUUAGAGCAGAAGAAUGCCACGGUCAUAUUUGACCACAGCCAACAUAGCCCAGAGUCUCUGUCGGAGGCAAUCGAGGACAUGGGAUUUGAAUCCAGUCUGUCGGACUCCAGCGCGGCCUCGCCGGUCCCCACAGAGACCCAGCUGAUCCCCACCUCAGGCCUGACGCCCGCAGCCCGACAGGAGGCUCUGGAGAAGCUCUCCCAGUGUCAGGGAGUGUUGGAUGUGCGAGAGAGCUCAGCUCCGCUGGGCAUCACUGUUUCCUUUGUUCCUUCCCUGACUUCAGCGCAGCAGCUGAGUGAGGUGGUGGCAGUAUUAACACCUGCGGAGAAGCCACCACAUCACAGUCCAAUGGCAAAAGGUCCAGCCUCGUCCCCAUCCCACACCACGGGGAGCAGGGCGGCGCUCCUUAAGCUGAACAUUGAGGGAAUGACCUGUCACUCCUGCUCCAGCACCAUCGAGGGGAAAAUUGGAAAACUGAAAGGGAUUGAAAAGAUCAAAGUUGUGUUAGAGACUCAGGAAGCUACAAUCGUGUACCUGCCUUACCUCAUCACUGUCCAAACCAUCACCGACCAGAUUGCUGUGGCGGGCUUCAAAGCAAUUGUCAGGUCCAAGCCUCGGGCUUUGCAGCUCUCCCUCAGUGAAAUCGAACGUUUGGUCGAUUCCCAAAAACCAACCGCUUCGUCGCCGUCGGAAGAGACCGAAAUCUUCAUAGACACAACGCUUACCGCGCUGAGGGUGAAAGGCAUGCACUGCCAUUCAUGCGUGGUCAACAUCCAAGACAACAUCUCUCUGCUGCCUGGUGUCUCCUCUGUGGAGGUCUCUCUACAGUCGGAGAAGGCCUCCAUCUGCUACGAUCCUCUGAAGGUCUCUGUGACUCAGUUGCAGCAGGCCAUUGAGGCGCUGCCUCCAGGAAACUUCAAGACUCAAACCUGGGACGUUUCCGCAUCGCCCACAUCUGCCUUAUCACCGCCUCGGCCUGCGCGAGCAACCCAGGCGAAGCCUGCUGCCUCUCAGCCUUGCUUUACCCAACCUCUUGCAUCUGUGGUUAAUAUUCACAUCGAGGGCAUGACGUGCAACUCCUGUGUCCAGUCCAUCGAAGGCGUGAUCUCUACAAGGAAGGGAGUGAUUUCAGCCCACGUCUCCCUGUCUGAUCACCAGGGGACCUUUGAGUUUGAUCCCCUCCAGGCUUCACCGGAGGAGCUGAGGGCGGCCGUGGAGGACAUGGGCUUUGACGCAUUCCUACCUGAGACCAAUUCUCUGCUUCCUGCACCGAAUCUCAGCCUCUCAAAGUCUUCGAGUUUUUCAAUUGUGAAAGAUAAGGAGUUGGACGGGGACCUACAAAGAACAAAAGAAAGCUUUCAAGCAAACGACAGAGACACACACUCUAAAUGCUACAUCCAGAUAGGAGGGAUGACCUGUGCAUCCUGCGUGGCAAACAUCGAGAGAAACCUCAAGAAUGAAUCUGGUAUCUACUCGGUGCUCGUAGCACUAAUGGCCAGUAAAGCAGAGGUGCGUUAUAACCCGGAGCUCAUCGACCCUGAAGCAAUAGCCGAGUGUGUGAAAGAGUUGGGCUUCAGCGCCUCCGUUAUGGAGAACUACGAAGGGGCCGAUGGGAACCUGGAGCUAGUGGUCAGGGGAAUGACGUGUGCCUCUUGUGUUCACAAAAUUGAAUCCAGCCUCAUGAGAGAAAAGGGGAUUAUAUAUGCCUCUGUUGCCUUGGCAACCAACAAGGCACACAUUAAGCACGACCUGGAAAUCAUAGGGCCGCGAGACGUCAUCAAGCUGAUCGAGAAUCUGGGGUUUGAAGCGUCUUUGGUGAAGCGCGACCGCACUGCCAGUCACCUGGACCACAGCAAAGAGAUCCGACAGUGGAAGAAAUCUUUCCUGGUGAGCUUGUUUUUCUGUGUGCCUGUCAUGGGCAUGAUGACCUACAUGAUUAUCAUGGACCACUACAUGAAUGUUUCCCAUCAACACAACGCCACGUUGGAGGAUCGCAACCACUACCACGCCACCAUGUUCCUGGAGAGACAGCUGCUCCCAGGCCUCUCCAUCAUGAACCUCCUCUCCUUCCUCUUUUGUGUGCCUGUACAGUUUAUUGGAGGUCGAUACUUCUACAUUCAAGCCUACAAAGCGGUCAAACACAGAUCCGCUAACAUGGAUGUCUUAAUAGUUCUGGCUACCACCAUAGCCUUCACCUACUCGCUGGUCGUCCUAAUAGUUGCCAUGGCCGAGAAGGCCAAAGUCAACCCCAUCACCUUCUUCGACACGCCGCCGAUGCUCUUUGUCUUCAUCUCCCUGGGCCGCUGGCUGGAGCAGAUAGCUAAGAGCAAAACAUCUGAAGCUUUGUCCAAGUUGAUGUCGCUACAAGCAACCGAGGCCACAGUGGUCACGCUCGGCAGCGACAAGUCCCUCAUCAGUGAGGAGCAGGUGGAUGUUGAGCUGGUGCAGAGGGGCGAUGUGGUGAAAGUCGUUCCUGGAGGAAAGUUUCCAGUCGAUGGGAGGGUCAUCGAGGGUCACUCCAUGGCUGACGAGUCGCUGAUCACAGGUGAGGCCAUGCCGGUGACUAAGAAGCCCGGGAGCACUGUGAUUGCAGGCUCCAUCAACCAGAAUGGCUCCCUGCUCGUCAGUGCUACACAUGUUGGCAUGGACACCACGCUGUCCCAGAUCGUCAAACUUGUCGAGGAGGCUCAGACUUCUAAGGCUCCCAUCCAGCAGUAUGCCGAUAAGAUUAGCGGCUACUUUGUACCAUUCAUUGUUGGCAUCUCCCUCCUCACACUGAUCGUCUGGAUUGUCAUCGGGUUUUUAGACUUCUCGCUGGUGGAGGAGUACUUUCCUGGUUACGACAAGAGCAUUUCCAAAGCUGAGGCGGUGAUUCGUUUCGCCUUCCAGGCCUCCAUAACGGUGUUAUGCAUCGCAUGUCCCUGUUCUCUUGGCUUGGCAACCCCGACAGCUGUCAUGGUGGGCACGGGGGUCGGCGCCCAAAAUGGCAUCCUGAUAAAGGGAGGAGAGCCACUCGAGAUGGCGCACAAGGUCCAGUCGGUGGUAUUCGAUAAGACAGGGACCAUCACGUAUGGCGCUCCAAAGGUUAUCCAAGUCAAGAUAGUUGUGGAGGGGAACAAGAUGCCUCGUUCCCGACUACUGGCCAUCGUGGGUACGGCGGAGAACAACAGUGAACAUCCUCUGGGAGCAGCCAUCACCAAAUACUGCAAACAGGAGCUCGGCACAGAGUCUCUUGGCGCAUGCACCGACUUUCAGGCGGUUCCCGGCUGUGGCAUCCGGUGUCAGGUGAGCAACACGGAGAACCUGCUAAAACAGGCGGACAGCGACAGCGACGACAACACCCAGCAGAACAGCGUCCUGAUCCAGAUCAGUGACACCAGGAUGUCCACCAGCUCCCAUCCACUUAUCAUGGACCCUCAGCCACUAAACCUUGUCCAGACAGCCAACUACGUGGUUCUGAUUGGAAAUAGAGAGUGGAUGAAAAGGAAUUGCCUGCAGGUUAGACCGGAUAUAGAUGACGCCAUGAUGGAGCACGAGCGCAGAGGACGCACUGCAGUUCUAGUUGCCGUGGACGAUCUGCUGUGCGCGAUGAUAGCCAUCGCAGACACUGUGAAACCGGAGGCGGAGCUUGCCGUUAGAACUCUGACCAGCAUGGGCCUGGAGGUGGUGCUGAUGACUGGAGACAACAGCAAGACGGCACGUGCCAUUGCUGCUCAGGUGGGUAUCAGGAAGGUGUUUGCCGAGGUGCUGCCCUCCCACAAGGUGGCCAAGGUGGAGCAGCUGCAGCAGGCAGGAAAGAGGGUAGCCAUGGUGGGCGACGGUGUCAACGACUCGCCUGCUCUGGCCAUGGCUGACGUGGGCAUUGCUAUAGGAACUGGGACAGAUGUGGCCAUAGAGGCGGCAGAUGUGGUUUUGAUCAGGAAUGACCUUCUGGAUGUGGUGGCCAGCAUCGACCUUUCUAAAAAGACCGUCAGGAGGAUCAGGAUCAACUUUGUAUUCGCUCUAAUCUACAACCUGGUCGGCAUUCCUAUCGCUGCUGGUGUGUUCCUUCCAGUCGGGCUGGUGUUGCAGCCCUGGAUGGGCUCCGCUGCGAUGGCUCUGUCGUCCGUCUCGGUGGUUUUGUCCUCCCUUCUACUCAAAUGUUACACUAAGCCCACCGCCGAGAUGUUGGAGGCCAGACUGGGUAACAGCAGACGGCAGGGCAGCCUGUCGGACGUCAGCGUCCACAUCGGCAUGGGCGAGCUGCGUCGUCCCUCCCCUAGACUCAGCCUGCUGGACCGCGUCGUGAACUACAGCCGGGCCUCCAUCAACUCCCUGCGCUCCGACAGGAACUCCCUCCACAGCUUGGUGCUCAGUGAGCCCGACAAGCACUCACUGCUGGUGGGGGGCGCGGUGUGUGAGGAGGACUUUUGCUGAGUACGCGGGGCUCACGUGGGUCAGCAGCGACUUUUAUAAGAGUAGAGUUCAAAUGCAUUUGUCCUGCCGCGCCAAGCUUAGGGGGCUGCACGCUGAGUAGCAGCCCUUCUAUCUGCUGUAGAUACCUCGGGGCAGCGCCGGUAACUUACACGCUCCUGGUUUUUCUUUUAGCUCAACCAGCUGAUCACAUGCACUCCGGAGCUUGAAGUGGUGGCUUUCUGUCCCUUAGUUGCAGGUCACCACACUCGGGCACUCUGAGCAGCCCUGCGACACUCCCUGUGUGCGUGGAGAUGAAGCAUCCACACAACCGGGAAGUAGAAUGAUGAUCAGCUGCUAUCUAUCCAAAGACAUCUCAGCAGUGGUGCCCCGUGUAUAUGUGGACACCACUGAGUCAUAUAUUUGACUCAAUUUCUUAAAUGAAGAAAUACUAUAACGCUGUUGUAUAAUUAUAUUCCAGAGUAUUUAUAUUACCUUUUAUUUAUCUGUCGUUCAUUAUAAUCUUUGGGGGGGAAAUGUUGUUAAAUCCAAAUCCAAAUUUUCACUUUUAAUCUCCCAAUAUGUGUAGUUAGUAAAAAAAAGCUCCGAAUGAAAAGAAGCAUGUAACUUGCUGAAGUCACUUUUGUUUUUGUGCGCUGUGCUAAUGAGGGUGGAGUGGUGAAUGUUACCCAAGUGCCAGGUGAAGUGCCACCUUGGCAAACGUCCCAUUCCAAAGAUGACACCGUACAGGUUACCUUGGACUGAACAGAGACGAGGUCGUCAACUGUGUCUGUAAUUGGGUCUGCCCUCAUCGUUGCCUAAUCAUGCAGGAUGUCAGUCUGAAUAUGAACAUUAUUUGCAGUUAAACUCCAACGGAAACUGUUACGUGAAUGACUUUGUACGUGUGUGAAUUUGCUCGUUGCAAAGACACUGUUUUGUGUUUUUUUUAUGAUGCAGUUUAUAAAGAAAAAGCCAAGUGUGCUUUUUUCACUUAAGGCGUUUUGACUCGUCACAGGAGGAAAAUCACAGGUGUGAAAUGAACGAAGGCCGAAUUCCAUUUAGCUGCGUUGGUUUCAUAUUGUUCACGCGGCCUCUCGUUAUUGUUGGCAACAUCUUUUCCUUCGAUGACAAGUCAACAUGUUUGCGGUGGAAAAAAAGCGCAAACGCGUGUGUUCUCUCUGGCGUCACACUAGACCGUUGUAGUUCAUUGAUUCAAGGAAUAUCUUUUGUUUUUAAAAUGUGAACCGUUGCCCUCCAUCAAAGAAACGUCUUUAAACCCAGGGGAGCAGAACAAACACAGCCGUGUCAGUACCACCAAACAAGUUACUGAGAGACAAAUGUGGGGGACUUAAGUAGAAUUGAGUGUUUUAUUUAAAAUCAGGUUGUGUAAUCAAAGUGAAGUCUUUAUAUCAUAGACAGAUGCUGUUAAACUGUCUAUGCUUUAUGUUCUCCUCUGCAUUACUAUUGACUGUGUCAACUCAGGAGAUGAUCACUGCACUCCAGCUAUUCCUGUAACAUUUGUGUCUGAGCGCCUCUAGAGAUUCUCGUAGACCAUGAAAGGAGCCAUCACUUCUUUGCGCCGGUUUCCCAUGAUGCAUUAUGUUCUGUUGAGGUCAAAAUGCUCCCUGUGCAGUUGUUUUUGUGCAUUGGCUGGCGGAAAAACGUCCGUAGGGCUUCAGAUCUGUGAGCGUUCAAAUGAAGCAAGUAUGCCGUCUUUCCUAGUUGAACAUUAAGUGCCUUUAGAAUAAAACACUUUUGUAACGUCA